This is a messenger RNA of Vigna radiata var. radiata (mung bean), 1989 nucleotides long. RefSeq lists its product as uncharacterized. The record is from RefSeq and is a predicted model, not a curated record. The coding region runs from base 1 to 1989 and encodes 662 amino acids. The transcript has 2 exons. Lineage: Eukaryota; Viridiplantae; Streptophyta; Magnoliopsida; Fabales; Fabaceae.
AUGGUGACCACAAGAGGCAUGGAGAAUCCAGAUCCAAUCCAGAUGAUAAAAGACCUGCAGGCGCAGUUGGAAGAACAAGCCCGAACUAUUGCAACCUUACAGCAGGAAUUACAACAGAAGAAGACUGAUGACGCCGAACGUAGCAAAGAAAAACAACACGACCGAGAGGCAUCUGAAGACAGUCAGAAUCAUAAUCCGCCUCCUCCCCCUCGGUCCCUAGAUUUUUUGCCGUUCACCGAUGCCAUCAUGCGGGCCCCUAUGCCCGAUCGGCCUCCACCCCACGUGGAGAAAUUCGACGGUACAACGAAUCCAGAAUAUCGUUUGCGGAACUUCGUCGAUUCAAUGGCCUUCUACACUCAAAGUGAUCCGGUAAAAUGUCGGGCGUUCUCCCUGUCGCUGAGGGGAGAAGCCCUCGAAUGGUACUACACCCUUCCACCCAAUUCGGUGGACAAUUUCCGCAUGCUGACAAACAUGUUCACAAAGCAAUAUUCCACCAACCGACAUGAAGAAGUGACCGCUGCCGAACUAGUCAACCUCAGGCAGGGAAAAGACGAAACUCUCAGAGCUUUCAUGCACCGAUACAACCAAGCUGCCCGAAGGAUAAAGGGAGCUAGCCCCGAAUUCAUCAUCGGCAGCCUACCCAACUGCCUAAAACCAGGAUUCGUCUCUGAAAGCCUAUACGCCAAAUUACCCCAUACGCUGGAGGAGCUACAACAAAAGAUGGCUAAGUUCAUUAAAAUGGAAGACCAGAGGAUUUCUCGAAAGCAACAACACGAGGAGCAUUCGGCAAGUAUUAACAAAAGAGAGGGCAAGCGGAAAAAUGACAGUGUCCGGGAACAGAAACCAGUCCCGAACCUAAACCCCAGAUACGAUCGCUACGCGCAUCUCACCGCCCCCAGAGAAAAGAUAUGCCGAUUCCAUAAUUCGGGGGGACAUACUACUGAAGGCUGCCAAACUCUCAAAGAUGAAAUACAGAAGCUAAUCUGUGCCGGACAUCUUCGUGAAUUUGUGAAGGAAGAUUCCGGCCGUGUGGGACACUCCCCCAGAAAGACACGAAGAAGCCCGGAGCAUGCCAAACGAAAAAGUAAUUAUUCACGCGACCGUUCUCGUAGUCCUCCGAGCCACAAAUCCCGUAGUCGACCAAGAGAGCGGGAACCUAUAAUAAAAGGCAGGAUUGACACCAUCUCAGGAGGUUUCGCUGGAGGAGGCGCUUCAACCUCAGCACGGAAGAGACACUUGAGAAAUUUGCAUAGCAUACACUCAGUGAUACGCACUCCGGUGUCAAUGCCGGACAUUACAUUCAAAAACAAAGAUUUUCAUGCACCAGAUCCUGAUCAGGAUGACCCCAUGGUCAUCACCGCCCGCAUUGCACAAUACGAUGUGAGUAAAGUCCUUGUCGAUCAGGGUAGUUCAGUUAAUAUAUUAUACUGGACAACUUUUCGAAGAAUGGAGAUUUCUGAAGAUAUGAUUGCUCCGUUUAACAAGCAAAUUGUUGGCUUUGCUGGAGAGAGAGUAGACACCCGGGGGUAUAUCGACUUACGAACCCACCUAGGAUCUGAAGAUCGUGGUAAAGAGCUCAGAGUUCGUUUCUUGCUUGUAGAAGCAAACACGUCCUAUAAUGCCCUCCUAGGACGCCCAUGCUUGAAUGCCUUUAGGGUAAUCGUAUCUACCCCACAUCUGGCGAUGAAAUUUCCUACAGACAAGGGAAAUAUUUGCACCGUCCGGGCAGAUCAGAGAACCGCUCGUCAAUGCUAUGUUGCUGGUUUAAAGGUCACACCUUACAGAAAAGAGAACCGCACCGAGGCAAUCCUGAUUGACCUUGAUCCAAGGACCAAUACAGACGAACGCAUACAAUCGGAAGGUGAGAUAAGGCCUUUCGUCGUGGGAAAAACCAAACAACAAACUACUUCAACCGCCGCCAACCUUCAGCCAUCUGACAAAAAUGCGCUGAAAGAACUAUUAAAAGAUAACAACGAUUUAUUCGCCUAG